Messenger RNA from Molossus molossus (Pallas's mastiff bat), 1845 nucleotides. It is a transcript of the gene UBQLNL, whose product is annotated as ubiquilin like. Gene Ontology annotation, molecular function: polyubiquitin modification-dependent protein binding. Gene Ontology annotation, cellular component: cytosol. Gene Ontology annotation, biological process: ubiquitin-dependent protein catabolic process. Bases 1 to 1845 code for a protein of 614 amino acids. The record is from RefSeq and is a predicted model, not a curated record. NCBI's taxonomy places the organism in Eukaryota, Metazoa, Chordata, Mammalia, Chiroptera, Molossidae. The transcript has a single exon.
AUGCCACAUGCCAUCUCUCGAUCAUCCAAGAUGGCCCAGACUGGGCGUUCUUCAGGUCUGCUUGCCAACAAGAACAUCUCUUCGAGUAUCAUUCAAGUGACAUUGAAGACACCAGGCAAGCAGGAAGACUUUAUAAUAGCUAACAAUACCUCGGUAAGGCAGUUCAAAGAGAAGCUAUCAGCUCACUUUAAAUGCCGAAUGGACCAACUAGUGCUGGUCUUCAUGGGCCGUCUUCUCAAAGACCAUGAUACACUGAGCCAGAGGGGCAUCCUGGAUGGCCACACCAUUCACUUGGUCAUCAUGUCUAAACAGGGCUCCAGAUCCCUGGCCCAUUCUUCCCAGAAACUGCAGACCAAUGAGCCCUGCCACAAGGACAGAAACACCAAAGAAAAAAGCAGUGUGGUAUACAAGCCUGCUCGUAUGAAUCUCAACCCAGUGGAAGCAGCCCUCUUUAUGGAGCCUGAUAUACCCCAUGCGUAUACCCAGGACCCAGAAGUGAGUGGUCCUGAGCACAUAGCACAGACACUGGAGGAUCCUAGUGCCCAGUGUCUUCCGUUCACCAUGGACCUCAUGAAACAGUUCAUCUUAGAACACCCAGAAAUCCAACAAUUGCUGCAGCAGAACCCAGAAGUCUUACACAUCCUUGACAAUUCUGAGAGCCUAUGGCAGACGCUGGAGCUGGCCAGGAACCUUGCCUUGAUUCAAGAGCUCAUGAAGAUCCAGCAACCUGCACAGAAUCUUGAGCAUCAACUGAAUCUACUGUCACAGCUGGGUACAGACACAAUCCCAGGUGGGGACAAUGCUCUGGGUCACAUAUAUACAGAUGCCAAUGACCAAAUCCUCAAUAGCUCACAAGAUCCCUUUGGGGGCAACCCUUUCACAGCUCUCCUGGAAGGACAAGUGCAAGAACAUGUCCAGUCCUCACCCCAUUCUCCACCAUCAACCCAGGAAAUGCGUGACCAGAUCCCACAAUUUCCUAUAAUCCAAGAUAUCUAUACCAGUCCUUGUGGUUUACCUUCAAUCAUCUCAGCCAAUGCUACUCCCAACAAGGGGAACCAUACUUCUAGGGCUACUAAUGCCACUAAGUCCACCAAGGGCCAGAGUCAUACUUGUGACAUUCAGCAGCCAGCUGGGGUACCAGCCUUAUCUCACAUAGAGAUCACACAGCUACUUAAGGCAGAGUGCAAAGAAGAAACCAUCUCCCAAGAUAGCUCUGACCAAAGAUUAGAGGGUGAUUUCCAACUAUCGGAAGAGCAGACCAGUUCUCAGAUCAUAGGAAGCAUGAUGCAAUUGCUUUUGAACAAUCCCUACCUGGCAGUCCAGAUGAUGUUGUUCGUGAAUAUGUCCCAGAUGAGUGAACAGUGGAGGCAGCAGCUGCUCACCCUCCUGCAGCAGACGCAGCUUUCUGACAUGCUUAUAGCUCUAGCCAACCCUAAGGCAUCUCAAGCAAUAUUGCAAAUUGAGCAUGGUCUGCAGCUGCUGGCCACCGAGGCUCCUGUUCUUCUGUCCUGGAUUGCACCUUACCUCUGGGGCUUUGGCUCUCUUCCUGCCCCCAGCUGCAGCUACCCUGACACAGUGCCCUGGGACUGGGAUGUGCCAGAUAUGGCUGAGGCCAAAGGGCCUGAAUGCUGCCACAAAUCUGGAGCAGUCAUGCAGAGGGAACAGUUCCUGGCUGAAGAUCCUUCCAGCUUUCUACAAGCCCCCGAGAUUCGUUUCAGCAAGCAAAUGGAAUCUCUUCAGGCCAUGGGAUUUAAGAACCACCACGCCAAUUUGCAGGCGCUCAUUGCCACUGACGGGGACACCAGCGCAGCUAUUCGCAAGCUCAAGAGAUCCCAGGGACUCUAA